This is a messenger RNA of Amoebophrya sp. A25, 3397 nucleotides long. Lineage: Eukaryota; Dinophyceae; Syndiniales; Amoebophryaceae. The record is from the annotation of a GenBank genome assembly.
GGCUCACAGAUGAUCCACAGAAGACCAAGAUCUCAUUCUCAGAGAAGUCAUCUCUGUAUCUAAGGUAGAAGUUCUUGCAUUAAUAUCGAUUCAUUUUCAUUUCUUCUUGACUAAGAGGACCACCUCCCAUGGAUUGCGAUUGUCACUCAAUUUUGAGACUGAGACACCUUUAAUAAAAAAAAGAUAAAACCGUCUCAAAAAUAUACAAAUCUCAACAGGCCGUAUGAUGUCGAGAGGGCUCAAAAAUAUACAAAUCUCAACAGGCCGUAUGUUGUCUACAUCUUCUACUACUUCUUCAUUUUGAUUUUUGGGAAUUUUGUUGGCGGCGUGUAAAUUUAUUCAUACUUCUUUGUUCUUUUUAUCGUCAUCGACUUCGUCGGCGGCUUCACGUAUUUGUAAGUUGUACGUGAGUUAUGUGGCCUAGACAUACAUAGAGUUGUAGUCCACGCAUACCUGUUUUCAAUCAUGGCGUCGUGAAUUGUUUUCUUACUCCCGCUCGACGAGUGUGUGUGCGACCAUCACAAAGACCCUGAUUCGUACAUCGAUCAGAUCUACAGCGACAACGUAGUCUUAACUUUUUAUCGAGAUUCUCUGCGACAGCGACUGCCCCAGGAAGCGACUGCGAGAUGGGAUCUAUGGAGGAGAGCUCACGGUCGGCGGGCGAUUACGCGCGAUACUGGGAGAGCUUUCGCGCUGCUGUGCCACGACAGCGUGCUCGGUUGAAUGAUGAACACAAUGCAGGAUCCUCAGGAGGAACCGAACCCGCACGGCAUCAAAAUGGUGAUGGGUCGGCCGGCGCUUCUCAGGCGAACAAUCACUACGGCGGUUCCUCUUCCAGCACGAGCACUUCUGGCCGAAACAAGGCAGGCACCGGUGGCGCGAUUGCUGGAGCGACAGAGUGGGAUUUUUACCGACUUGGUGGAGAGGAAGAUUUUUCGCUGAAUCUAGAUCCCGUGAUAUUCCUGCCACCAGAAAGUAGUUCCAUCGAGGUGUUUUUUCUUCUUAUUGACGCCCUCGCGGCAAAGGGCUACAAGUGUAUAGCGGCACAACAUCCAUCCUCCAUUUACACGAUGGAAGACUUUGUUGCAGGCUUUGGCCUAUUUCUGGACCACAUCCAAGCACGGCGGUGUCACCUUUUCGGGGCGGGCUUGGGAGGCUAUCUAGCGCAAACCUACGCAACCAAAUCGCCGCGGAGAGUUGCGAGCCUCAUGCUCUGUAUUACUUGCAACGUUUCUCCUUAGAUUUUUGAUAUCCCCCUAUGCUGUUCGUUGAGGAAGUCACAGGCAGUUCCAGUUUCUCGUUGCAAGAUUAAGAAAACGUGGGUGCUUCUGUUUAACUGUUUUCUUUGUACUCCGAACUGCGCUAGAAGAUGUUUCGACGAGGCAAACGCCAUGACUCUCAAAACUUCCUUCAGGUAAUACUUUUAGCGAAACCCCUUACUCCUCGAUGGGUCUCGGGACUGGCAUGGUUCUUGGGCUCCUUCCAACAACAGCUCUGCAAGGUAUCGUCCUCCGAAACCACAUGCUUCAUGCGGGCACGCCAGAAGCUGCACUGGAGGUAGAGGAUGGCAAUCUAGAUCCAAAGCUUGGCCCAUUGAUGAAGAAGCGAAAUUUCAAUCGCCGGUGCGUGAGAGAGGCAGAAGCGUGGGUGGAAAGUACUAAAACUAAGAACUCUAACAUUUUAGAAGAACGAUUCAGCUUGGUUUUUAGGGUUUUUCUUUUUAGUCUUAACAUUCUGCAAAUGGAAAUUUCGUGGAGAAAAUCGAGAGAGAAUUUCUCCUUAUCCUUUUCAGCCAUACCUAUCCUUUUCAGCCAUACCUAUCGUAUCCUUUUCAGCCAUACCUAUCCUUUUCAGACAUAUUCGAAUGAAUCAAAUCCGAAUUUUCGUAGAUUCCUUGGAGCGGCUACCUCCGGAGCUUCUGACGAGCAAAGUUACCCUGGCCUAUGCUGCGGCUGCACUGGGGAGGCCUAAAACAGAGGACUAUCGCGUCUUGUUGCUCGAGUCGCUGGAUUUUAAGGAGUACGUUCCGACAGCACCGGAUGGCAGCCAGCAACUGCGGAAGCGGCACCCCUUUGCCAAGGUAAUAUUUGACGAAUACGAUGUUUCCUUCCAAAAGAAGUAGAAUGAAUACCCUUACACUACUAAAGUAGAUCAACAUCAUCAAGGUUCAUGCACUGACAACUUGUAGAGAAUACACUUUGACAUUGACUAUCACUAUGUCCGCGUGCGAUCGCUGUCAUGAUUCCUUUCCUUUACCAACUACGCUUCAGGUCGCGGAACAAAAGUAUGGAGGCUAUUAUCCUUUUCUGAGUAGCGCGGAAGAGACGACGAUUUUCAUCGAAGUGCAUCUUCGGAAUUGCGACUACUUCCCGAGCUUCGACUCGCCCAUCUCCAAGCAGGUACUAUCACCUAAGGACUACGUAAGUAGUUUGACUUUGCUCAAGUUUUGUAAGAAUUCAUCAAGAUGACUUUGACUUAGGGACGCAGUGGUGUUGAUGAUUGAUGCGAUCGCACUGGGAGAAGUAACUUCGGCAGUUCUAGAAGAAGACUCAGCUUUUUGUACUCUGUCAUUUUCAUACCUUUUCAACAUCAACAGAUGGUGCGUCCUCGGGCACCGCAUGCAGUGGCAGAAAUGGCGCCCUUUGCGCUCUCUCCACAAGAUGCGGAGGCUUCGAAUAGCUCCCACGGAGGUCUCGGCGUGCCGGAAGACAGUGGAACUGGAAUGGUACCUUUUGGCGGCAUCACUAGUGGGUUGGGCAGCGAGCAAAUAGGCAGUGGCUUUCAACAUGAGGCAAAGGACGAUCGUAAGCCCGAUGACAUGAUAGUUGAUGAAGAGGUUGUUCUUGAUCGACCUGCUGGAGUAGAGGGAAUGCACACCCGCAGUAUACCUGACCACUCCACCCCUUCACCAGACGCGAGGAGAGCGAGCUCUCCAGAAUUUUUCGCAAUUCAUAGCGAGGAUGAAGCUGAGGACACCGCGCCCGUAACCUAUCCCUGCUCAUCUCCGACACUGGGGCCAGCAGCGACAGAGCCUGCGAGCAAAAGCAGCAGCUGUAGUACUAAUGUUGAGCCACCGUCAAUGGCGAAGAGCACGAGAAAAAAAGCGUGUGUGGGCCAGCUCGCCGCAGUCGGGCAGCAGUCAACGGACGACAAGGAGCGAAACGACAACAUCAAGCCAUCUUCUUCAGCCUCGAGCAGCAGAGAAAAACCCGUUAUUAUGGACGUAGCCAGCUUUAUUGCAAGCGUGGAGCAAGAUAGCCCUAGGGCCAGUGCGGUCCAAGCACACGCGGACCCAAGUCCAGUUCUUACCCCUCUUCCUGAGCCCAUCCUAACUUCCACAGUCGAAGGCGAUCCAAAGUCGAAGAGCAAAAGCAAGAAGAAAAGAGCAAAGAAAUAG